CCACCAAAACUCACACUUUUAUAUUCAAGUUCUCUCUCUCCAAAGGCCAAUAGUUCUCUUUGUUGUCCUGCAAGAAGCCAAGAACAACAACUGGUCUUUCAUUCCCUGAGCCACCUGAGGUCUUGAAGCGCCUUUGUUUUAAGCACUUGGUAGAAAUUUGACCUUGAAAACGUGGUCGCUGCGUAUCACAGUUAUGACUUGUUUAGCCUUCUUACUUGGUAGAAAGGACUCAUCAAGAAAAUUUGGUUUUAAUGUUGAUGAUGAGCUUUCUGGCAUUCAUGAUGUUAAACUAUACACGUACAAAGAGUUGAAAAUGGCGACAGAAGAUUUUGAUCUAGCCAACAAAAUUGGCGAAGGUGGUUUUGGUUCUGUCUAUAAGGGACGACUUAAAGAUGGAAAUUUUGCUGCUAUAAAAGUUCUUUCAGCUGAAUCAAAACAAGGGGUGAAGGAGUUUUUGACCGAGAUAGAUGUGAUCUCAAAAAUAGGGCAUCCAAAUCUAGUUAAGCUCUAUGGCUGUUGUAUAGAAGGAGACCAGAGAAUCUUGGUCUACAACUACCUGGAGAAUAAUAGUCUUGCACAAACUCUUCUUGGUGGAGGUUACAGUAAUAUUCAGUUUAAUUGGCGAACACGGCGUGGGAUAGCUAUCGGAAUUGCAUGUGGGCUUGCCUUCCUUCAUGAGGAUGUACGUCCACAUAUUAUUCACAGAGAUAUCAAAGCAAGCAAUAUUCUCCUUGAUAAAGACCUAAUGCCUAAAAUUUCAGAUUUUGGCCUUGCAAAACUUAUCCCAGCCAACGUGACUCAUGUUAGCACACGUGUGGCAGGAACAAUAGGCUAUCUGGCACCAGAAUACGCAAUACGAGGGCAAUUGACGAGGAGAGCAGAUGUUUAUAGUUUUGGGGUCCUCCUAGUGGAAAUAGUCAGUGGGAGAUGCAAUACUAAUUCACUACUACCCAUUGAGGAACAGUAUCUGCUUGAAAGGACAUGGCAUCUCUAUGAACGCAGGGAGCUGGUUGGUCUGGUAGACACAGCAUUGAACGGAGAUUUUGAUGCUGAGGAGGCUUGUAGAUUCUUAAAGAUUGGUCUUCUCUGCACACAAGACACUCCAAAGCUGAGACCAUCCAUGUCAACUGUGGUAAAGAUGCUUAAAGGCCAGAAGGAAGUCGACGAUACUAAGAUAACAAAGCCAGGCUUGAUAUCUGAUUUCAUGGAUCUCAAAAUACGAGGCCAACCGAAUAGUAAGAAGCCUAGCACAAAGACCUCUACUUCGUCCUACAAUGGGUCCUCCGGUUCAGACAACCUGGACAAUUCAAACCUGACGUCACAAACCUCAGCUGCCGCUACUUCCACCUUCAUCUCAAACUUGUCCUUUGAAACCACAGCUCCAGCUUCUCCAACCUUCAGCUUCAAAACCUUGUGAAAUGAGCUAUUACAAGUUACAGAAUGUGUAGAUUUGAUUUAUUCUUAUCAUAUAGGAUUAUAGGGUUUUGCGGCUUCGUCUUGUAAAUUAUGAUCUGCUUAUUUUUUGUCACACCACCUUUCUGGCUGGACUGCUGGAGGUACUCCAAUGUAAAUGUAUACUUGAAAAUUUAAAAGAUUUUUCCUGGGUUCAAUGUCUUUCCGGCACUACAGUAGUACAGACUACAGAC
Molecule: messenger RNA, 1646 nt
Organism: Fragaria vesca subsp. vesca
Lineage: Eukaryota; Viridiplantae; Streptophyta; Magnoliopsida; Rosales; Rosaceae
Product: probable LRR receptor-like serine/threonine-protein kinase At1g56130-like
Exons: 7
Coding region: 194-1417 (407 amino acids)
Biological process (GO): protein phosphorylation
Molecular function (GO): protein kinase activity; ATP binding
Source: RefSeq, a predicted model, not a curated record